UCUUUAGUAAUUGGUGUUGUAGUCUAUCAAAGCAGGUUUGCCUUGUUUAGGUCCACCCAAGCGACAACUAGGGAUAUGUCAUUUUGUUACUUUGGGCCCUAAUGUGGUUGGAGAUGGGAUAGGAAAAGGUGUUGGUAGUCAGGGUAAUUAUUAUGUUGUAGUUUAUUGGGGUUGCGACGUAAGACUACAAGACACAACUUCACUGUUCAUUUUUCCAACAGCGUUUUCAGAUUUGAUGGUUUCUUCCGUGAGCUGAGAACUGAUCCUUUUAUCUUUUGGUUUAAAAUGUUGUGGCUGCUUGAAGUUCUUUGACAGGUAGCGUUUUGGAGCGCCAAUUAACGUUCACCUGCUGUGCUGGGUGCAGGCACUUCAAGCCGGUACUAUAGCUGGUGGUUGAAUAGCUAAAGCUUUGGAGUGUGGAUGUGGUCAAUGAAGAUGGCGCUAUAUUGUGACGAUACUGCCGAAAUGGACCCACCGGUACCAGCGGUUGUGGGCAGUGGUUUGCGGAGCCGUCCGGGUUCGAUUGAGCGAGAAAGCAGAGUGCAGGCUGUCAAAGUCCAGAUGUUGGAAUUGCUGGGCCCCUAUGAACCUGUCAUGACUUACAUUCAAUCAGUUUUGGUGUGGGAAAAGCCUGUACACAGUGUGUUGAUUCACCUGGUUGUCAACGUUGUUUUCUGGUUUUUUGCCCUAACUUCACUUAGACUGCUUUUCGUCCUGGCAUUUGGCUUGAUAAUAGUAGUUUGUAUUGAUCAGUGGAAGAACAGAAUCUGGCCUGAAAUCAGAGUGUAUCGGCCACUUGAGUAUGACAGUGAAAGCUGGGGUUUUGUUCACCCUAAGUUGCUUAGCCUCCCAGAGCUGUGUCAUUAUAUAGCUGAAGGAUGGAUCUAUGUUGCUGACUUUCUGGGGAAUCUGCUACUUUUUAAAAAGCAUAACCCAGGAAAGUUUUGUCUUUUAGUUUGUGGAGUGUUAACAUUUUUGGCAGUUCUUGGUCGCUAUAUUCCAGGGCUUCUGCUGUCCUAUCUUCUGUUACUUCUGGUCCUUCUGUUGCCUUUGGCAGUGUAUCACAAACUCGGACAACGACUUUAUUCUAAGCUGGAACCAACCCUGUUGAGACUAGAUUUCAGUGUUAAAGGGUAUAUGAUGUCUAAACAGAAAGAACGGCAAAUGGGUCGUGGAAUUCUCCAUCGUGGCCCUAUUGAUAAUGAAAGUGACAGCGAGGAGGAACUUGCAGCUUUUUGUCCCAAGCUGGAUGAUUCCGUGGUUGCAAAGGAGUUGACCAUUUCAGAUUCAGAGCAUUCAGAUGCAGAAGUAUCUUACACGGACAAUGGAACAUUUAACCUUUCUCGGGGUCAGACGCCACUCACAGAAGGAUCUGAAGACUUUGAUCGACACAGUGAUCCAGAGGAGUCAUUUGCUAGAGAUCUUCCAGAUUUUCCAUCCAUAAAUCCAGAUGUUGCUGGAAUAGAUGAUGACGACGAUACUAGUAUUGGGAUCCCCACAACUUCCUACCGCACUCUAGGACAUGAUGAGACCAGUCUUUAUGAUCAAGAGGAAAUCGAUGAAGAACUUUCACUUAGUAGCAUGCCAGGAUUUCAUAAUUUCACAAAUAAUCCAGAACUGGAUAUUGCUGGAAUGGUGACUAGGGGUAUGAUACAACUGGCCUUGUCCAAAUCAAAUCAGCAAGCUCAAACCCGUACUCAUGGCCAUCAGAGAGGGGAACAAACAUAUUCAAGGAACUCCAACUCUGAAAUGGACACUGAUGCAGAAGGUGAUGAUUUUGAAGUGUUGGACCAGUCGGAACUCAGCCAAAUAGAUUCUGCUGACUAAAGUCACUGAAUAAAUUUUAUUUCAUUUUCCAUCACACCUUUUAGGAAACAGUGCAGUGUCAGUGUGGUGCAGUUUAGAAAAAUAUGUAUACUUUUUGGUGUUUCGUUCAAACAUGGCUGCGAAUCACUGUGAAGUUUACUUCAUGCUGAAGGGAUGUGUAUGCCUUUAAAAAGGCAAAUACCUUCAGUUUUUGUUGAUGUGGAUUGAUUUUCGUCACAUUCCCUACAUUCUUCUCUGUCACCGUUUCAGUUUUUAAGACUAUUUUGUAAAAGCUACUUCUAGUAAAUACAGUAGGUUGGGUAUUGCUUCACUUUUAUGAGCGUUUCUGACUGUAUAGGUUCCUUCUGUGUGUUCAUGGAGUUAAAAUAUGAAAAGUAUCAACUGUCUGAAGUCCUGCAAAGUUGUUUAACAGAAUUACUAUCUUGAAUUUAUUAUCAAACUUUCUCUAAUGCAGACAGGUCUUCCUUUUUACUUUUUUAAUAAUGAGUUUUUGCUUACAGAACCCAACCAGCACACAUGCAUGACCACAGAAUAAAAUUUAUUGCCUUGGCUUAUAGUAGAGGGCAUCAUAUUAAAUUGACAUCUCUGUAGUUUUUAAUUGCCAUGUCUGACCUUCACAAUAAGUGAGCAGGUCUCGGGAUUAAUUUGGUUUGCAGUUUUUUCUCCUGAUCCCCUGCUAAUCAUAGAGCACUUUUUUGAGUUGUGCCCUGCAGACCUUUUCAUUCUUCAUAAUUAAAGACUUUUUGCUCAUCUGUUCCAUGAUGUACAAAAGUAGAACAUACUGGAGAGUGGUGCCAUCAUUCAUGCUGGGGAUUUUUUUUUUUUUUUUACUUGGGCCUUGUGUUUCCCCAUAUGUCCAUGUUUUCAUAGAGCAGGUAUGUAGUAAACCAUUGAGAGCUAUGCUCAUACAUCCAUGUGUGAUUGUGCUGUGAAUGCUGGGGCCAUUUUCCCUUUUGUGAUAGUACCUUCAUUGUGAUCCCAAGUUUGCACCAAAAUUUGUUGCUCUGAAAGUGUGCAUGAAUACAUGCCCAUCCACUUCCUCCAAUCCAUGCCCCCCUACCCUCAAAGAGAAGUCAGCAUUCUAAGCCUUGUUAUUGCCCCCCCAAUAUGCCAGGUUAUCAAGGUUCUUGAGCCACUAGUCUAAUCUGGGUCACCUGAGCCAUAGUCAGUGUAUUAUUCCUCUUUGUCAGUAGAGAUAGCUGAGAUUUAUUGAGUCUGCAAACGAGUAGCCCUGUCAGAAUUCCAAAGUUGUUUUUUUUUCCUUUCCUUUUUAGGAAGAGAUGUGCCAGAUUACAAUAGAAGGUAUUUUUCAGCAUUGAGUACUGUACUGUCCUAUUUUGUAGAGGUUUUCAAAUGUCUUUGCAGGUAAAUUUGCAUCUCAGAAAAAUAUUCGCUGAGUAACUAUACAGGUGUGUCCUGCUAUCUCUGUAGCUCUACGUUUAGGUGCGGACUCUUGAAAGUAUGACAUUCUAAUCUGUAUGUAUACCUGUUAUGGUAAUUUUGAUCCAGAAGUAUGCUUAACUGAACGAUCUAUUGAUCAAAGUUGGAGACAUAUGUAUACUUAGGCAAAUCUAAUACUUUUAACCUCCCAUGAAGAUAUUUGAAGAUGUUUCCUUGGUCUUGCCAGAUACUCUUUCCACUAACAGUGCAUUCUACCUCUGUGGGUAGUUGCUUAUUAAGGCUAUGAUGAAACCGGAAUCAAGCUCCAGACAGUAUUUUUUUCUGUUCCCGAGUGUCUUUGCACCACUUCCUUAGGAGGGGUAAGCUGAAGAUGUAUUAACUGCAGAACAGCAUGCAUUUGUUUUUGUGUCUCUAUCUGAUAGUUUUGUAGAAAAACAAGCAUAUUUAUUUACAUAAUUUAAAGGGUGACUGUCCCAAACUGAGAAGCUUUGUAUCAUUUAUAUCUAAAAAUCAAGUUAAAAAAUCUUAUUUUUGGGAUAUAACCAGUGAUCACACUUCAGUGCUCAUUGUCAUUCAAAGAGCACUUAACUUAAAUGUUCCUGCUGAUAUUUGCACCACAAAACAUGCAAGGCUUUUUUUCUGGAUGUAGGUUAUAGUAGAAAUGUUUCAGUGAGAAGUGUGUCAAAACUGAAAGUAAAUGUUUUGGUUAAAAUUUUGAA
Protopterus annectens (West African lungfish) is the source of this 3947-nucleotide messenger RNA. It is a transcript of the gene RETREG3, whose product is annotated as reticulophagy regulator family member 3. Gene Ontology annotation, biological process: reticulophagy. The transcript has 9 exons. Bases 421 to 1827 code for a protein of 468 amino acids. The record is from RefSeq and is a predicted model, not a curated record. Lineage: Eukaryota; Metazoa; Chordata; Ceratodontiformes; Protopteridae.